ACGCAACAAUUUUUUAACAAUGAACAAUAACCCUUCAACCACUCUCAGGAAAAAGCUUUAAAAAUUCUAAAUUGUUGCACUCAGAGACAACCAAGCUCAAAAUGUCUAACCCUUCAACCACUCUACUUCUUUUGGCUCUACUCUGUGUUUCAGCAGUUGCAGCAACAAGAACAAAGUUGAACUCAAUCAACAAUCUGGAUGAUGGGAUUUGCAAGUCAAUGGUGGAGACACAAGGCUAUACUUGCCAAGAACACAAAGUAACAACAGCAGAUGGGUACAUCCUUGGCUUGCAGAGGAUUCCGAAUGGACGAUCUGGUAAUGAGACAGCAGACAAGCUGCCUGUUCUGUUACAACAUGGGGUCUUCCUGGAUGCUUCAUCAUGGCUACUCAAUCCACCGGAUCAGGCUUUGCCAUAUAUCUUGGCUGACAAUGGUUUUGAUGUAUGGCUUGUCAACAGUCGUGGGACAAGCUCUAGCCGCGGACACACAUCGCUUAGUCCUAAAGAUCCGGCUUACUGGGACUGGUCAUGGGAUGAAUUGGUUGCAUAUGAUCUUCCUGCUUCAUUCCAGUAUGUGAAAAAUAAAACAGGACAUAAAUUACAUUAUGUGGGGCAUUCCUUGGGAACUUUGACUGCCCUUGCCGCCUUCUCUGAAGAAAAGCUGUUAAACUUGCUAAGAUCAGCUGCUUUGCUUAGCCCUGUAGCUUAUCUGGGUCACAUUUCCUCACUGAUUUUAAGACCUGCUGUUGACAUAUUUGCUGCAGAAAAACUGAAAUUGUUGGGCUGGCUGGAAUUUCCAAAUGGGCAGAUCCAACAACUUGUGGAGUUUAUCUGCACAACACGGGGCAUUGACUGCUCAAACCUCCUGGCAGCUAUAGGAGGCCCAAAUUGCUGCCUCAAUUCUUCAAGCAUAGAUGCUUUAGUUGAACAUGAUCCACAGCCAACCGCGACGAAAAACCUUAUACAUCUGUCUCAGAUUGUCAGAAAGGGAACCGUAGAAAUGUAUGAUUAUGGUCUUGAAGACACUAACAUAAAACACUACAAGAAACCCACUCCUCCUGUGUACAACAUGGCAAACAUUCCGAAAGACGUUCCUCUUUUCUUCAGCUAUGGAGGGAGAGAUUCGAUUGCUGACAUUAACGAUGUGGGGAUUUUGCUUGACAAGCUCAGAGAUCAUGACAGGGACAAGCUUGUGGUACAAUACAGAGAGGAGUAUGCUCAUGUAGAUUUUAUUAUGAGUGUGAAUGCCAACCAAGUUGUGUAUGGUCCUCUACUGGCCUUCUUCAGGCUCCAUUGAGAGUUUAGUUACUUUUGCAGUCUAUAACACAUUUCCUUCUGUAGGGUUUUGUUCACCAUUAAUAAUGAGAUUUAUAACUA
Prunus avium (sweet cherry) is the source of this 1375-nucleotide messenger RNA. Its product is annotated as triacylglycerol lipase 2-like. NCBI's taxonomy places the organism in Eukaryota, Viridiplantae, Streptophyta, Magnoliopsida, Rosales, Rosaceae. Gene Ontology annotation, biological process: lipid metabolic process. The record is from RefSeq and is a predicted model, not a curated record. Gene Ontology annotation, molecular function: hydrolase activity, acting on ester bonds.